AAGAAAUAGAUAAAGAGAGAGAAAGUAAUGGUGGUGCACCAGUGGACCACAGUAGUUUUAACCUUAUCAGAGGUUCUGUCCCGUUGUGUGAAUCCGCCCAUCCUAGGAAAUGAGGGCUUCCUGUUGUUUUAUAGAGCCUUCCUGCAAAAAGGUUGAGAUAUGUAAUCACUACCCACCAGGGAAGACGGACAGAGCAUUGUCAGGCAAAAUGACAGACACUAGUUUCUCACUUAUGUUUUCUGGGUGUUUUGUGACUCUUCUCAUCUGGGCAGGAUGCACAACAGUGGUUUGUCUGGUUGAUGAAAAGUUAGUGGUGGGACCCACUAUGACAAUAGGGUAUCACUCAACAGAGACAAUGAAUGCCAAUGUCACUUAUGGAGAUCCUACCUUAUCAUUUGUUUGUGGGAAUAAUUCUCACAGUUGUAUGGACUUUUGCUCCUUCUGUUAUGAUAUUUAUGGUGCACCAACAAUGGAUUGCCUUUCCAAACUGUUUGACCAUCUAUGUCUCUUCAAUUUUGAGCAUGCAAUGGCAUCACUAAACAGCAGUGACUUGUGCAUUUGGGGUAAUGUGAGCGGUUCAUAUAGUAACCUAAGCCUUUGCACAGAGAAGAUUUCUGAUUGUCUCUUGAUCCCAUGGCCCAACCCUCUGGUGGAACAAACCUUUGUGGACAUUCACUCCAAGUUUUUCAAGGAUUGUCCCACAGAGGAGCUAAGCGACCCACCACCAGUCAUCGUCUUUGCCCUGGUGAUAACUCCCAUCUGCCUGAUCCCCGUCAUGGUUAGCCUAGUUGUGCUCAAGACCAAGAAUGGGGAUGGCAGCUCCUGAAAAUCCUAAAUCUCUGCUCUGCUCACAGUCACCAAGAAGACAAAAUCAUGUUUUUGACCUAUGCUCUCCUGUCUAUCCCAACCUGAGGACUACAGGUUGUUUACACAUUCACCGCUGCGCUUUCACCUCACCAGUGACCUUGCAGAGGACUGAAUCUUUCUGACAAGUUUACCUGCGCUUUACAACUCAGAUAUAUCAGCCACAGAGGACACCUAUCGAGAAGAUGACACUGAUUUAGAGUGAAUGUCAUAAUCAGGCAUCACAAUUAUUGCGGUUGUUCAAUAACAACCUCCCUGAUGUCAAUAGAAACUCACUGUGACAAACUGUGUUAUUCCUGUACCGUACUGUGACAAAAGUUUUUUCAACCACCCGACUCGAGAUCUGAACAUUUAUGUAUUGGUCACAUCCAAUUUGCACACACUAUUCAGAAAACAGAGCUUGAUUUUUACUGGAGAACCCAGUAUUCAGGGUUAUGAUAACAAAAGCUCUAGAGCUUGCAAAAGUAAAGGCAAAAUAUAUUUGUGUUGACACUCCUCAUUAUGUUGCACAGCAGUUGUGUUGAUAAAAGACAAGGUAAUUUUUAUUGCUAAACUCUUCAUAUGCAAUUUCUUUUGCUGCUGAUCAACCUUAACUCUGCUUUGAGCCACUAAUUAGACAAUGUACAGUAGGUAUGCAGAGGAUACAUGCAACCUAAACUGCUUUUUAUUCCAACAGUGUUUAUUGGAUUUUGCAUGUAAACUAAACAGAUGGACCAGGCAGUGCUUUUAAGUCUGAAUUGGAUACAGGUAUGUGUCCAUGUUUGAUCUAUGAAAAAGGUCCUCUUUAUAUGUAAAGGGAGGACAGGAAAAUUAGUGUAGUCUGAUGCAUGGAUCUGGUUAUGUGAGUCAUAGCGUAUGUAAGGUCUGGGGUCAGAGGUUACAGAUGGGACACAAUGAGUGGGUACGCUCAGAAAAAGAGAUCCCUUUCCUGGUAUUGUCUAUUUUUGAACAGUAAGAAAUCCUACAGCACUUUCCCCUGUCCAAACAACGACAAGCCUCAUGAUCAUAUAAUGAGCUAUUUGAAGUAAAAUUUAUUUAACAUCUCCACCCAGUUCAGACAAAAAGACAUUUAAAUAGUCUGUGCAGCAAAGUGAUAAACACUGGGCAAUGACGAAGAAGAUAAAGGUGUUAUCUUUCGCCUGAAUCAUGAUAAUGUGGUUAUGUAUAGUUCAGCCUUGAAUGACGAUAAAGCUAUUGUAAGUGCUUUCAGAUUUUGGAACAAAAUGUGUAUUUAUAUACUGUGUUAUAUUUCUGCCAUUGUCAGGACUUAAUGGACUUACUGUACUGUCUGAGAGAACACAUGCUCUCACACCAUGUAAUGUAUGUAUUUUGAUAUCCUUUUUUAUAUGUUACACAAUUAAAUCUACAAAUCUACAAUUAAA
Siniperca chuatsi (mandarin fish) is the source of this 2246-nucleotide messenger RNA. It is a transcript of the gene ramp2, whose product is annotated as receptor (G protein-coupled) activity modifying protein 2. The record is from RefSeq and is a predicted model, not a curated record. Gene Ontology annotation, biological process: intracellular protein transport; calcium ion transport; protein localization to plasma membrane. Lineage: Eukaryota; Metazoa; Chordata; Actinopteri; Centrarchiformes; Sinipercidae. Gene Ontology annotation, molecular function: coreceptor activity. The transcript is spliced from 6 exons. Bases 110 to 826 code for a protein of 238 amino acids. Gene Ontology annotation, cellular component: signaling receptor complex; membrane; cell surface.